GUCUCUUCCAGCGGCUUCUCCUCCAGCGAUGAUCUCCUCCUGUGGCAUUCUCCUACGCCAGCAAUCUCGUCAAUCAAGCUAUUGAGCUGUGAGUUUCUCUUCCGGCAGACUCACAAGGCUUUGUCCUGUCUGAUCCAAAGAAUAGGAUGUUCCUUUGUAGUUUCCUCAUUGUGAUAUCAUUGGUUUGUGGUGCUUAUUUAGUUGGCAAUGCAUUCACCACCAAGGAGUAUAAACAAGCGAAGGACACCUUCAAAGUUCCCUUCAAAUCUGAAGGGAAGGGAAACUUCAGAACAGUGAGCUUCAAGUUCAAAGCAGUUGCACCAAGAACAAGACUCACAUUCUACAACUCCUUUUACCAUACCAGAAUUUAUGAUUAUGGAUCUCUCUGUGGCCCUGUUCUUGACCAGGUUAUAGUGUUCCCUGUCACCUAAGUUAUUAAACCAUUAAUGUAGUACUUAGUAACUAUGAUUUUUGCAAGUUACUUGAGCCUGUCUUUUGUAUAAUUACACGAGACUAUACCACUCAUUUACUCUAGUUUGCUGAGCACAAGACACCAAUUUUAAUUUCUGUUCAUUACAAAAUUUGGCUCAAGAGUUUGAAAAUAAAAUUUUUAAUCAUGGGAGUUGAAUGUUCAUGAAAUAAUUAAGUAGUAUAUUUUAGUUUUUGAUUGUUACCAUGUGUUAUUGGAAAUCAUGAGUUUCAAUAAGCAUGCAUUUGUUUCAUGCCAACAUUCUGAUCAAUGCAACUUUUUCCCCUUCUUUUUUCUUUAUUUGUUUGUUCCAGGUUUUGGGGUUGUAGCUUCUUGUAGUACAGGAAAAAAGAGGUAGAUUCUAUGUAAUUGGCUACUAGAAGUUACCUUCUAGAGUUGUCGAUGCGGGAAGUGCAGAAUUCAUUCUUUGGGAAAUCAGAUUUGUCAUUUCUUUGCAUCUUGCGCCCUCUUUCUGUUGAGAUCAAAAAGCAAGAAUUGGAAAUUGAAGCAGCUCAGAAAGAAGAAUUAGGUUUUGACCACCAGGAGGUAGCCAUGCCAUCUGUGCCUCCACCAGAUAAGCUUUUGUCAAUGGAGGAGCUACGGGAGAGACGCCUUAUUGACCCUCGUCUUCCAAAAACUUAUCGGAACAAAAUUGCUACAACUAAAUUCACCCCUUGGCCAAUAGAGAUACGGUUCUGUGAACCUACUACUUCAACAAAUCAGACCAAAUCUCCUCCCAGUUUGAAUUUUUGGUUUAGAGCAAGGGAAAAACUUUCAGAUGAUCAGCCUUGCAUAGUAUGCCAAACCAUAUUCAAUUCUGGAAGUGAAGACUACUCACAACAAAAAGAAGAAAAGCACGUGGAUUUAAUUAAAAGUUUGAAAUCUAGCAUGGACAACUUGAAUAAGGAGUUGGAAAAGAUGAAAAAAGAGAAUUCAACUCCUUCAUGAAGCUAAUCAAGAAUGGGGAAAUAUAUUCCGUGUUCAAGGAAAUAUCUGUCACUGGCAAUGCAUUAGAAAGGGUUCUUGCUUUGGAGAUUGAGCUUGCUGAAGCAUUGCAGGCCAAGAAGAAAUCAAGCAUGCAAUUUCAGAGGUUCUGGAUUUCAGCCUUCAUCCUCAAGAACAUAAGUCUGUGUCUUAUAACACGAUAUACCACUCAAUUAGGCAAGUUUCUUCAAUCUUUUAUUCCCUCUGAUUCUUUUUAGCUGUCACUGUUGCUUUUUGGUACAUCAUUGAUCAAUUGACAUUGGUCCAAGUAAUAUAAAUAACAUAUAAAUGGAAAUGGAGAGAAUAUUAUUGACUGUUGAUAACUCAAUGUAACUCAUCCAGUAGGUUAAAAAUGACACCAAGUAGUGUUUUAAUUAAGCUCUCAGAUCUAAAAUUCCAUCCGAAGACGUGAAGUUCCAUCGAGUUUGCUGUCGCAGAAGGAGGAAACUUUUGGCCUCCAAAUCUUAUUCAUCAUCACUUAGCUAAGCUACUUGUCUUGUAUAUUCAUAUUCUAAGUAGUAAAAACAGCACUUAUUAGAUGGUUUAAAUACAUUAUUAGUCUUGACUGAUUAGUGCUUAUUGCAAUGCUUGUAUUUUGGUAAGUUUAGUAAGACAAGGUUUUGUAUAGGAGUUAUUACUUUUGAUUUUCAAUAAUAAAAAAUUAUAUAUUAUAUUAA
Messenger RNA from Arachis ipaensis, 2130 nucleotides. NCBI's taxonomy places the organism in Eukaryota, Viridiplantae, Streptophyta, Magnoliopsida, Fabales, Fabaceae. The record is from RefSeq and is a predicted model, not a curated record.